AUGUAUAAUAGAAACUUAAAUACAGAAAAAAAAGGUAUUUUAAAUAAGAGGAGAAAUACAGUUAAUGAAAUAAAUAAUAGGGAGGAAACAUAUAAUAAAUAUAUCGCUACUGGCGAUUAUACUAAUAAUAGAAACUCAAAUUCAUGGCAUGAUGAGUACAGGAAUUCUUCUUAUAUAUAUAUUUCGGGUUUAGAUCUAAGGCUUACAGAAGGAGAUAUUGCAAUAGUGUUUUCUCAAUGGGGAGAGCCUAUUGAUAUUAAUUUAAUUAGGGACAAGAAGUCGGGAUUAUCAAAAGGUUAUUGUUUUUUGUGCUAUGAAGAUCAAAAAAGCACUAUUUUAGCUGUAGAUAACGCAAAUGAUAUGAUUUUACUAGGAAAACAUCUAAAAGUUGAUCACGUCAAGGAUUAUAAGCCAAAUUGUGAUGGGAAUUAUGUAUUUACAGGUGCAGAGGGAAGUGGAAUUGGAAUUAUUGGAGUUACCAAAGAUAUUCAAGCACGGUAUAAAACAGAAUUGGAUAUAUUGGAUUUUCAUUUUGGAGAUAUAAUGGCAAGAAAAGAGAGAGGAAGAGAGAGAAAAGUGGAUAAAAGUAGAAGAAUGAGAUCUUUAAGUAGAUCUCUCUCGCGAUCAUAG
This is a messenger RNA of Cryptosporidium ubiquitum, 630 nucleotides long. Its product is annotated as putative RNA-binding protein. Gene Ontology annotation, biological process: mRNA splicing, via spliceosome. Lineage: Eukaryota; Apicomplexa; Conoidasida; Eucoccidiorida; Cryptosporidiidae. Gene Ontology annotation, molecular function: RNA binding. The record is from RefSeq and is a predicted model, not a curated record. The coding region runs from base 1 to 630 and encodes 209 amino acids. The transcript has 2 exons. Gene Ontology annotation, cellular component: precatalytic spliceosome; catalytic step 2 spliceosome; U2 snRNP.